Molecule: messenger RNA, 921 nt
Organism: Perognathus longimembris pacificus (Pacific pocket mouse)
Lineage: Eukaryota; Metazoa; Chordata; Mammalia; Rodentia; Heteromyidae
Product: olfactory receptor 4A5-like
Exons: 1
Coding region: 1-921 (306 amino acids)
Biological process (GO): G protein-coupled receptor signaling pathway
Cellular component (GO): membrane
Molecular function (GO): G protein-coupled receptor activity; olfactory receptor activity
Source: RefSeq, a predicted model, not a curated record
AUGACGGGGAGGAAGAUUGUCACAGAAUUUGUUCUCCUUGGCUUCACUCGGGAUCCUGAUGUGCAAAAGGCCUUAUUUGCCCUGUUUUUACUCAUCUACAUUGUGACAGUGGUGGGCAACUUGCUCAUUGUGGUGACUGUUAUUGCCAGCUCCUCCUCGGGCUUUCCGAUGUACUUCUUCCUCGCUUACCUGUCAUUCAUGGAUGCUGUGUAUUCUACUAUAUUCUUCCCCAAAUUGAUCAUGGACUUACUCUCUGACAUAAAGAUGAUUUCCUUCCAAGCUUGCAUGGUCCAUCUCUUUCUUGUGCAUUUAUUUGGGGGUGCUGAGGUCUUCCUUCUGGUGGUGAUGGCCUUUGACCGCUAUGUGGCUAUCUGUAAGACACUGCACUAUUUGACCAUCAUGAAUAGAAAGGUUUGUAUUAUCCUGUUGGUUGUGGCCUGGGUUGGCGGUUUUGGACACUCCAUGUUUCAGUUUAUCUUUGCGUACAGUUUUCCUUUCUGUGGCCCCAAUGUCAUGUAUCACUUCAUCUGUUACAUGUUCCCAUUACUGGAACUUGUGUGCACCGACACCUACUUUACAGGCCUCACUCUGGUUGCGAAUGCUGGAGCCAUCUGUAUGGUGGGCUUCAUCCUCCUCCUCAUCUCCUAUGGUGUCAUUCUGAAUAAUCUCAAAACUCUCAGUCAGGAGGGGAGGCGCAAAGCCCUGUCCACCUGCAGCUCCCACAUCAUGGUGAUUGUCUUGUUUUUUGUCCCCUGUAUCUUCAUGUGUGUCAGACCUGUUUCCAACUUUCCCAUCGAUAAACCCUUGACUGUUUCCUACACUGUUGUCACUCCCAUGCUGAAUCCUCUGAUAUAUAUCUUGAGAAAUUCAGAGAUGAAAAAGUUCAUGGGAAAACUUUGGGGCCAAAUCAACAAAAGUUAG